This is a messenger RNA of Solanum dulcamara, 1155 nucleotides long. Its product is annotated as mitogen-activated protein kinase kinase kinase 20-like. Lineage: Eukaryota; Viridiplantae; Streptophyta; Magnoliopsida; Solanales; Solanaceae. Gene Ontology annotation, biological process: protein phosphorylation. The record is from RefSeq and is a predicted model, not a curated record. Gene Ontology annotation, molecular function: ATP binding; protein kinase activity. The transcript has a single exon. Bases 1 to 951 code for a protein of 316 amino acids.
AUGGAGGAAAAACAAGAAAUGGAAAUUCUGUGGAAGAGAGGUAGACUAUUAGGAAAAACAAGAUUUGGUUUUGUUUCAUUGGCUUCUACUGAUUCUUCUUCUCCUCUCAUUCCAUCUCUCAUUGCCGUUAAAUCAUGUAUGUUGAGCCGCUCUCGCUCUCUUCAACAUGAAACAAAAUUCUUAAGAAUGUGUGAAGAUUGUCCUCAUGUUAUUCGUUGUUUCGGAGUUAAAGUCACCCAAGAAGAUGGGAUACUUCUUUACAACUUGCUCCUUGAAUAUGCCUCUGCUGGAAGUCUUGCUGAUCGUCUUCUGUAUAAUGAUGAACUAGGGUUGCCCGAGUUUCAAGUUCAAAAACACACAAAAAAUGUUGUUUUAGGUCUUAGUUUCAUUCACGAAAAAGGGAUCAUUCAUUGCGACAUAAAGCCAAACAACAUUCUUCUUGUUACUGAUGAUUAUGAUACGUCAGAGGUGGCAAAGAUCGCGGAUUUUGGGCUUUCCUUAACUUUGGAACAGAGCUGGACGCAGAAACAGGUGCUCAGAGGAACGAAAAGGUACAUGGCACCUGAAUCCCUACUUAACCAGGAGUAUGGCCCAGAAGCUGAUAUUUGGGCACUUGGAUGUACUGUUUACGAGCUGAUCACUGGGACACCACUCUGGAAAUCAUCCAAUUCAGAUCCAAAGUUUGAUGAUGUGUUGCACCGAAUUAAGUAUGUGGAACCAAAUUUGGAGAAUGCCAAACUGUCUAAAGAGGCAAAAGAUUUCCUGAGCAAUUGUCUGGUUAAGAAUCCAAACUUGCGUUCGACUGCAAGCAUGCUCUUGAAUCACUCUUUUCUGAAAUCGGCUGACAAUGUCCAGCCACCAAAGACGAGGAAGAGGCAACGUGGUUACAUGUCCAUCUGUUCACUAAAUGCAAUUCCAAUGCUGAUAGCAAGCAUGUUUUCACUUAACUGAAUUCUGUUUUUGCCUAUCCUUGGAGUGAAAUUGCUUCAAGAGUGGAACGGCGGAAACUCGGGAAAGGCUGCUGGUUACUGACAAUUUUUAUUUAGAUAGAUUGACUAUAGAACAUUGACAUAUUGUAUAUAUGCUUAUAGUUAAUUAACACUCCUUACAAAGGAAGAUAGCUUGCUGUAUGUGAUUUUUGGCCAUCAUUUUUUA